CCAUCCCUGCAGCGAGGAGCCUGUGGACCUCGCCUCUCCCUGAAGGGACGAUGAGCCGGGUCUCGGGGCUCGUGCCCUCCCGCUUCCUGACGCUGCUGGCCCAUCUGGUGGUGGUCAUCACCUUGUUCUGGUCCCGGGACAGCAACGUCCAGGCCUGCCUGCCCAUCAGGUUCACCCGCGAGGAGUAUGAGAAGCGGGACUUGGAGCCUGAGCCCCUGGCCCUUGCUGUGUGCAGGCUGCUGGCCGCCCUCUCGGUCACCCUGGGCCUCUUCGCGGUCGAGCUGGCCGGUUUCCUCUCGGGAGUCUCCAUGUUCAACAGCACCCAGAGCCUCAUCUCCAUCGGUGCGCACUGCAGUGCAUCUGUAGCACUGUCCUUCUUCAUUUUCGAGCGUUGGGAGUGCACCACGUACUGGUACAUUUUUGUGUUCUGCAGUGCACUCCCAGCUGUCACCGAAGUGGCAUUAUUCAUCGCCGUGUUUGGGCUGAAAAAGAAACCUUUCUGAUUUCUGAUCGCUUUUAUUGCAAGACCGCAGAGAAAAAGGCUGGAUGAGCAAGAAACUUUCCGUUCCAGGAAAAAAGGAGGCAUGGAGCCCCCGAAACUGGCUGGUUGGCGGUGGAUUUCAGUGUUGGGAUAAUUAUCUCUCAGGUCGGGAUUAUCGGCAUUUGAGUCAGUGUUUUGUAAUAAAUAAAAUGUGUUUUGUAGUAAGAUCCAGAUUUAUAGAGUUUUCAGGAAGCAGUUGGGGUGGCCAAACUAUUGAAGAGCUUGCUUUCCUGCCCAUGAAAUAACGGGUGUCGCUUCUAUUUUGGUUAUUACGGCAGAGCGCUGACGGGGCGGGGAUAUGCAAAUAAAACAGUGCGCAAGCUUGGAAAUUGCUAAUCUGUAGGUGAGCAUUGCAUUCUGGGAGGGGUUAGUUUACUCCUUUUUGGCAGCCGAAUGGAAAAAGAUUAUGUAAAGGAUGCUAAGUGAAUGUAGAAAUACAAUUGGAAUAAGUGAAGAUAACUGGAUGUCUCAGACGAACGCGUUGCCUAUUCACCCUCACUGUAAGGGAAUGUUUUCCUCUGAAGAAAGAAUGGCUGCAGCUUGUUCGCUAUCGUCAGGUGGGUUAAUCCUUACCUGUUCCUCCUUCGGGAGGGAUAGAACAUGAUGAUUGGAGUUCGCAUGAUGCGUGAUUAGCGUCUCUGCGUAAUCAGGACUUGCAACACCCUGAUUGCUCCUAUCUGAUUCUUCCUGACGAUCACUUAGGUCUUCUAUCACGUAAUUCUUUCUGUGUUAUUGAAAGACAGAGCCUGUUGGUAGUUCAAAGUUCUAGGCUUAUGUGGGACUUUUAAUGGUUCGCACAUAGUCCGCA
Messenger RNA from Ochotona curzoniae (black-lipped pika), 1349 nucleotides. RefSeq names its product transmembrane protein 107 (gene TMEM107). NCBI's taxonomy places the organism in Eukaryota, Metazoa, Chordata, Mammalia, Lagomorpha, Ochotonidae. Gene Ontology annotation, biological process: non-motile cilium assembly; protein localization to ciliary transition zone. The transcript has 5 exons. The coding region runs from base 51 to 503 and encodes 150 amino acids. Gene Ontology annotation, cellular component: MKS complex. The record is from RefSeq and is a predicted model, not a curated record.